Molecule: messenger RNA, 1326 nt
Organism: Penicillium paradoxum
Lineage: Eukaryota; Fungi; Ascomycota; Eurotiomycetes; Eurotiales; Aspergillaceae
Exons: 4
Coding region: 1-1326 (441 amino acids)
Biological process (GO): transmembrane transport
Cellular component (GO): fungal-type vacuole membrane
Molecular function (GO): transmembrane transporter activity
Source: RefSeq, a predicted model, not a curated record
AUGAAGCUCAAGGAAUAUCCACCUAGUUUGACGAGCAGGAGCACGUCAUUCCUUCCUUGCGACCAACAGUCUGAUAGCAAAAUCAUCGUGGAUGAUAAGGAACUGCCCCCAAUCGAUGGUGGUACCCAGGCAUGGCUGUUUCUGAUGGCUUCUGCAGUACUUGAAGCUCUAGUUUGGGGUUAUGCAUUCGCCUUCGGUAUAUUUCAAGACUAUUAUAGUGCACAUGAACCCUUCAAGGGAUCAGGCAACAUUGCUGUCAUUGGCACUUGUGCUAUGGGCCUAGCAUAUCUGAUUGCCCCGUUGGCAAUCAUUGUAAUGAUUUUAGUGCCUAAAAUUGCACGAUGGGUGUCAACAAUUGGAGUUGUGAUCAUGUGUUUGUCUUUGGCACUCAGUUCCUUCUCCACCAAUGUCUCGCAUCUGAUUCUGUCCCAAGGAGUUGGUUUUGGAAUUGGUGGCUGUUUAGCAUACACUCCGACCAUUCUAUUCAUGUCUGAAUGGUUUGAUAAACGAAAAGGCCUUGCCUUUGGUAUCGUUUGGGGCGGAUCCGGUUUGUCUGGGAUCAUCUUCCCCCUCGCCAUCCAGUGGCUCCUGGACCAGUACGGAAUCAAGACCACUCUCCAGGUAUCAUCGGUGACACUGUUCAUUCUUUCCGUGCCUUUCCUCUAUUUCCAUCGACCAAGGCUGCCUCAGACCGAGGUCGCAUAUCACCGGCUCAAUUUUCGCUUUUUGUACAACAAAGUCUUCAUUAUCUAUCAGCUCGGGAACACUCUAGAAGCCGUUGGAUUUUUCUUACCGACUAUUUACCUCCCAACAUACGCGCGCAGUAUAGGUGCAACCGAUUUCAUGGCGUCUCUCACAGUGACUCUUGUCAACUUGUUCUCAGUGUUUGGUUCUGUUGCCAUGGGAUUUCUCUCCGACCGAUAUCACAUCACUACCUGCAUCUUGAUGUCAACCGUGGGUACUGUUCUGGCGGUUUUCUUUGCUUGGGGCUUCGCCGUCACUAUCCCCCCUCUUUAUGUCUUUUGUAUUGCAUACGGUCUUCUGGCAGGCGGGUUCUCUUCCACAUGGGCGGGUGUGUCUAAUGAGGUGCAAAAGGCCAAUCCGUCUGCCGAUGCGACAGUAAUUUUUCCAUUCAUGGAAACAGGUCGUGGAAUUGGCAAUGUUGCAAGCGGCCCCCUAAGUGAGGCUUUGCUCAAAGCAGAUAAUUGGAAAGGACAUGCCCUGGGUGCCUAUGGAAGUGGCUAUGGCACACUUGUUGUUUGCACCGGUGCAACCGCAUUGAUGGGUGGCUUCUGUGUGAUCGCACGGCAGUUCAAGUGGAUAUAG